ACUUCACGCAGUAACUGUGACGUUGUACUUCACAUUGUGGUAUUUGUACUUCUUCACGCAGUGACACACACAAACAAGAUGGCGGACCGCAGCACCAGUGUGUCCACAACAAAAAGACCAAGCUAAAACUUCCCUGGACUUUCUUAAACUCUAGUUUUUCCACUCUGACCGGAGACAUGAGAGCCUCCCACUGUCUGUAACGACUCGUUUACCGGCGGUGUGUGUUUCCCCAGUGAUGUUCCCGUGAAGCUGCCGCAGUCUGAAGCGGACUUUGGUCGUUUUCUCCAAAACCAGGGAGGUCAGCCGUGGGUCCUCCAACAUGGCGGCAGCGUCGUAUGACCAGCUGCUGAGGCAGGUGGAGGUGUUAAAGGUGGAGAACUCCAACCUGAGACAGGAGCUGCAGGACAACUCCAACCACCUGACCAAACUGGAGACUGAGGCCUCCAACAUGAAGGAAGUGCUGAAGCAGCUGCAGGGCACCAUAGAAGAAGAGUCGGGAGAGGCAUCUGGAUCUCAGCUGGAGCUCAUCGAGAGACUGAAAGAGAUGAGCCUGGACUCUGCAGGGUUUAAGCCCAGGACAAGGCCUCCUCUGCCGUCCUCGUCCUCCUCCAGCUCGGCCUCUUCUGGUUCUGGAGCUCCUGGAGGAGCGGCCGGAGGCUCCGGAGCUCCAGGACCCACAACGACAACCUCCUUCCCCAGGAGAGCGCAGCCGUCUGCUGGCAGAGACAGCCACGACCGCUGCCUGGAGGAACUGGAGAAGGAGAGGUCCCUCCUAUUGGCUGAGCUGGAGAAGGAGGAGAAGGAGAAGGACUGGUACUAUGCUCAGCUGCAGAAUCUCACCAAGAGGAUCGACAGUCUGCCGCUCACUGAGAACUUUACUCUACAGACGGACAUGAGUCGUCGUCAGCUCGAGUUCGAGGCUCGUCAGAUCCGAUCGGCGAUGGAGGAGCAGCUGGGCUCCUGUCAGGAGAUGGAGAGGAGAGCUCAGGCUCGUGUGUCUCGGAUUCAGCAGAUAGAGAAAGACAUCCUGAGGCUGGGAGCUCGGCUGCAGGUGGAGGGAGCUCAGGGGGCGAUCGACAGCAGUGGAUUGGCUGGCGCUCAGAGCUCCAGCAGCCGAUCGGACCACGAGCCCGUCAAUGAAGCGAGCUACUCUGUGCCUCGACGAAUCACCAGCCACCUGGGAACCAAGGUGGAGAUGGUGUACAGUCUUCUGUCCAUGCUGGGGACUCAUGAUAAGGAUGACAUGUCGCGGACGCUUCUCGCCAUGUCGAGCUCACAGGACUCGUGCAUCGCAAUGCGUCAGUCGGGCUGUCUGCCGCUGCUCAUCCAGCUGCUGCACGGCAACGACAAGGACUCCCUGUUACUAGGUAACUCCCGCGGCAGUAAGGAGGCUCGUGCACGGGCGUCGGCAGCUCUGCACAACAUUGUUCACAGUCAGCCGGAUGAUAAGCGAGGACGGCGUGAGAUCAGAGUGCUCCACCUGUUGGAGCAGGUGCGUCAUUACUGCGAGGCCUGUUGGAGCUGGCAGGAAAACCACGAGAGGGGCGUCGACCAGGAGGAUAACCCCAUGCCGUCUCCGGUGGAGCAUCAGAUCUGUCCGGCCGUCUGCGUCCUCAUGAAACUUUCCUUCGAUGAAGAACAUCGACACGCCAUGAACGAACUUGGCGGUCUGCAGGCUGUGGCCGAGCUGCUGCAGGUGGACUGUGAGAUGUUUGGUCUGAGCAGCGAUCAUUAUAGCGUCACGCUGCGACGAUAUGCCGGCAUGGCGCUCACCAACCUCACCUUUGGAGACGUGGCCAAUAAGGCGACGCUGUGCUCCAUGAAGGGCUGCAUGAGAGCGAUGGUUGCUCAGCUGAAGUCUGAGAGUGAAGACCUGCAGCAGGUGAUAGCAAGCGUUUUGAGGAACUUGUCGUGGCGUGCUGAUGUCAACAGUAAGAAGACGCUGCGUGAGGUCGGCAGCGUGCGAGCGUUGAUGGGUUGUGCCCUCGAGGUUCAGAAGGAGUCGACCCUGAAGUCCGUACUGAGCGCGCUCUGGAACCUGUCGGCUCACUGUACGGAGAACAAGGCGGAUAUCUGUGCGGUGGAUGGUGCUCUGGCGUUUCUGGUUGGAACUCUCACUCACCGCAGCCACACCAAUACGCUUGCCAUCAUUGAGAGCGGCGGCGGCAUCCUGCGCAAUGUGUCCAGCCUCAUUGCCACCAACGAGGCGCACAGGCAGAUCCUGCGUGAGCACGGCUGCCUGCCGACGCUGCUGCAGCACCUAAAGUCUCACAGUUUGACCAUUGUGUCCAACGCCUGUGGAACACUCUGGAAUCUGUCAGCUCGAGAUGCCAAAGACCAGGAGGCAUUAUGGGAGCUGGGCGCUGUGGGCAUGCUGCGUAACCUCAUCCACUCCCGCCACAAGAUGAUUGCCAUGGGCAGCGCCGCCGCCCUGCGCAACCUGAUGGCCAACCGCCCAGCACGCUACAAGGACACCAGCGUGGUUUCACCGGGCGCUGGUGCCCCGUCACUGCACGCCCGCAAACAGAAGGCGUUAUUUGAAGAGCUGGACGCACAGCAGCUGUCAGAGACUUUUGACAAUAUUGACAACUUGAGCCCCAAGGCGGCACACAGGAAGGGGCGGGGCUGUAACGGCGCUGGAGGAGGGAACACAACUCGAUCAUACGCCAACACGCCGGUGCUGUCGAGCCCGAAGAACGGAGACGGAUCAAAGAGGACGGGAGAGGAGGCGACGUACCCUCGCUCAGUGUUCCCGCCCAGUGUCCGAGCGUCCAGCGACAGCCUCAACAGCGUGACGAGUGCCGACGGCUACGGCAACCGUGGCAAGACCAAACCGUCGUCAGAGCCGUUCUACUCAUCGGACGAGAGCGGAGCCAACAAGUGCUGCGUUUACAGGAAGUACCCAGCCGACCUGGCUCACAAGAUCCGCAGCGCCAACCACAUGGCGGAUGACGAUGGGGCUGAGCUGGACACCCCCAUCAACUACAGCCUAAAGUACUCUGACGAACAGCUGAACUCUGGGAGGCAGAGUCCAAAUCACCGCGGCGGCAUUGAGAGCGACGAUGAUGAUGGACAGGACACCAGGCUGAGAAGGAGGAACGAUGGCAGCGAAUCGGCAACAAGCAGCAGCCGCAUAGCAUCUGUCCCACCGCCACACUAUGUUGUUGUCACAGCAACAUCAAAUUAUAGUGGUGACGCAACAGGAGAGCAGCCAAUUGACUACAGCCUGAAGUACGGCACGGACGCCACCCGCAAACCGCUGUUUAAGUCAGAAGAGACGGCCGCCCCUUCCCUUCCUCCUCCUCCGUCCACUUCUGCUAGUAAACUUCGCCCACCUCCGCCCCCAGCCAAUCGGGUUGUGCCAAAAAGCAACCAGGAGUCGACGCAGACGUACUGUGUGGAGGACACGCCCAUAUGCUUCUCCAGGGGCAGCUCGCUGUCAUCACUGUCAUCAGAGGAAGAGGAGGAAGAUGGUGAUGUCAUCGGGAGAAAGAGGAGAGGCGGGAGUGUCGUCAGUGGAAGCGGUGGCAACGACUACCCAACACUUCCUGUCAGCGAAAAAGAUGCACACGAGCAGCAGCGGCAGCAGAAGGAGGCAGAGAGCCAGACUGCCGCCGCUCCCUCCACACGGGGCCGACGAGGUCACCACCACCACCACACCCACCAUCACCAUCACCAUGUGACAUCAUCAUCUGGGGCCAGGACUCCUAAAAGCCCGCCCGAGCAGCCUUACGCUCAGGAAACGCCGCUGAUGUUCAGCCGCUGCACGUCCGUCAGCUCCCUGGACAGCUUCUCCACCUCCUCCAUUGCGAGCUCUGUGCGUUCCAGCGAGCCAUGCAGCGGUGUGCCAAGCGGCGUGGUCAGCCCCAGCGACCUGCCUGACAGCCCGGGGCAGACCAUGCCGCCGAGCCGCACCAAGACGCCACCGCUGCCGCCAUCGACACAGAAAACUGAGGAGGAGGAAACGGCCAAAAAGAAAGACGAGGAGGAGAGCAGCGCUGACGUCUUGCUGCACUUCGCCACUGAGAGCACGCCGCAUGGCUUCUCCCGAGCCUCCAGUCUGAGUGCGCUCAGUCUGGAUGAGCCGUACAUCGCAGCAGAGAUGAAGAAAAAAAAAGAGGAGGAGGAGGAGGGAGGGAACGCAGAGAGGAAAGAAGAGGAGGCAGCAAAACCAAUUCUCGACGAAUCAGACGAUGACGACGACAUCGAGAUCCUGGAGGCUUGCAUCAACAUGGCCAUGCCCAAGUCGUCACAGAAGCCAAAGAAACAGCAACAAGCGGCACCGCGGAAACCCAGCCAGCUUCCUGUCUACAAGCUUCUCCCACCUCAAAGCCGCACCCAAUCACAGCAGAGGAAAGAUGUCCCGCCUCCACCAGAGGAGGUGCCGAGAGUUUACUGUGUGGAGGGAACCCCGCUCAACUUCUCCACCGCCACCUCGCUCAGUGACCUCACCAUCGACUCUCCACCCAAUGAGGAGGCAGCUGCGGCCAUCGCACCUGUGAUGGAGCCCACAUCCUCCCAGAGGAGGCGAGCUGGACUUCCUGAGGGCGAGAACGGUGAAGACAUCCUCGCCGAGUGCAUCAGUGCUGCCAUGCCCAAAGCCAAACACAGAAAACCAAUCAGAUCAGCAGCAAACAGCGAGCAGCUCCAAGCCCCGCCCAUCCCUCCUCCUCCAGCCCCGCCCCCUCUGAGCUCUCAACAGCAGAAAAAGAAGCCGACAUCGCCAGUAAAGCCAAUGCCUCAGCGGGCAGCUUACGGCAUCACUAUGGCAACAGCCACCAAAGCAAAACCAGGGUUUGCCUUUGAUUCACCGCGACACUACACGCCCAUCGAAGGAACUCCAUGCUGCUUCUCACGCAACGACUCAUUAAGCUCACUCGACUUUGACGAAGAUGACGGUGGUGGAGAGAGGGAUGAAGAAGAAAAGAAAAAAGAAGAAGAAGGCAGGAAAAGGAAGCAGCAGACGGCUGCUGUUUUCCCUAGAACCAAAACUGCAACCAAUCAGAUGGCGACAGACGAGAAGCAGAAGUUUGCCAUUGAAGACACGCCCGUCUGCUUCUCCAGAAACUCAUCACUGAGCUCGCUGAGCGACAUCGACCAGGAGAACAACAACAAGGAGUUCGCUCCGCCUCCGCUUGAGCAACAAGAUGGAGGUAAAGCAGGAACAAAGUCUCCUCCUCCUCCUCCUCCUCCUCAGGUGGAGUCAAAACCCCGCCCUUCUGCUGCUAGCGGCUACGCCCCCAAAGCCUUCCAUGUAGAGGACACGCCCGUCUGCUUCUCCAGGAACUCGUCGCUCAGUUCACUUAGCAUCGACUCUGAGGACGACCUGCUGCAGGAGUGCAUCAGCUCCGCCAUGCCCAAGAAGAAGAAGAAAGCAGCCACCAUCCCUGCUGCCGUUGCCACGCCACUUCCUGUUCCUAAAGCUGACGGUGGAAUUCUGGCAGAGGAGGAGCCUUCAGAGGCGCCGAGAAGCCCCGCCUCCCCUGACUCAGAGUCAUUUGAUUGGAAGGCAAUCCAAGAAGGCGCCAACUCCAUUGUUAGCAGCCUCAAUGCCGCCGCUGCUGCCUCGUCGUUGUCUCGCCAACCAUCAUCAGACUCAGACUCAGUCCUCUCCCUGAAGUCUGUCGGCUCGCCGUUCCGCCUGCCAACUGCCAAUAAUAACGCAGAAGAAGAGGUGGAGGAGAAGGAGGAGGUGAAGCGUGGAGCGAGGAUCCUGAAGCCAGGAGAGCGCAGCACACUUGAAGCCAAGAAGAAGAAGGAAGAGGAGGAGGAGGAGGACGAGGCGAAGUCAGUGAGAGGUGGAAAGAAGGUUUAUAGGAGUCUAAUCACAGGUAAACCGAGGGCGGAGCCAGCUGCAAGGGGGCGGAGCAAACCCCGAGCAGCAGCUAUGGCCAAAGCUCCUGGUAGCAGCGACGACAGAGGAGGUGGGUCAUCUCGAGACUCCACGCCGUCUCGCUCCUCCACAGCAGCCAACCAGAAAGGAGGGAAGCUGUCACAGCUGCCGCGCACUGCGUCUCCAGGAAGCGCAUCAUUAUCAUCGGCCUCCAGGCCAGCCAAACAGAGCAUGGGGGUAAGGAGCGGCGGCAGCAUCCCAAGGAGCGAGUCAUCAUCGAGAGUCAGCGGCUCCGUGGCGGCAAAGAAGCAGAAGUCGGAGCCUGAGAAGCCGGCACUCGUCCGACAGUCGACCUUCAUCAAGGAAGCUCCGAGUCCGACGCUGAAGAGGAAGCUGGAGGAAUCCGCCGCUGCAGCUGCCGCUUCAGCGUUAGAGUCGCCGUCCAGUCCUGAUACACCGGUACCACCAACGACCAGGAGACAUGAUGUCAAUCGCUCACACUCUGAGAGCCCCUCCCGCCCACAAGAAGUGACAUCAUCACGGUUCAGCCGCACUGGCACUUGGAAGCGGGAAAAUGGUGGCGGUGGAGGUGGAGGGAGCAGUGGGAAACACGCAACAUCAUUACCACGCGUGGGGACAUGGAAACGGACAGGAAGCUCAUCCUCAGUGCUGUCGGCAUCGUCGGAGUCCAGUGAGAAGGGGCGGAGUGAGGAGGAGGGCGUUGUGAGGUCCAAGGGGACGUGGAGGAAGACAAAGAGCGGGAGCGGCUCAUCAGCCGGGCGCAGCUUCACUGACAAAUCAGAAGAUGUGUGGGUUCGUUUGGAGGACUGUCCCGUGAACAACCCACGCUCCUCCUCUUCCUGUUCAGCACGCUCUCCCACUGCCAAUGCCCCGCCUAUCAUUGACAGCCCCACCCCCUCCAAGAUUCCCUCCUCCUCCUCUUCAUCCUCUUCUAACCUCAACCUGCGUCGCAGCUGCGAAAGCCUUGAUGACAAGCCGCCGCCGCCACCUGAACGCCAGCAACCGCAACCCCAGCAACGCGGCCCUCAGCGCAGCGGUGCCGUGGCAGCUCGUGUUAGCCCUUUCAACUACACGCCAAGCCCCAGGAAGAGCAAUGCUGAUGUCACCACCACUACCACAGCAACCAGCACGACGUCAUCAUCAACAACCCCCACGCGACCUUCACUCAUCCCCACCCCUGUGACCAAAAAACGGGAGCCAAAGGGUGGAGAGGGUGGCGGCAACAGUGGCGGCAGUGGCGGUGAGCGCGGCUCAUACAUCGUGACGUCAGUGUGAAGAUACAAAAUGGAGGAAGCGUAAAUACAGAGAGAAAAGUGUUGUUCGUGAACUCAAAUGUACAGGAAGUGAGUCUGUAUUUAUAUGCUAGCCCCGCCCCCUCACCUCCCUCCUCUCCCCUCAUUGGCUCCUCUCACCUGUCAGUCAGGCUUCUUUAUCAAAGAGAGAAAACUUUAAAAAAUAACUUUUUAUGUUUUUAUACCACUAAAAUGAUGUGUAGCGCUUAGCUCCGCCCCUCUCUGACUGUGUUCCUGCAUGGCCCUGCCCCCACCCUAACGACAGUUACCAUGGUGACUUAACGAUGAUGAUACGAUAAUGUUUCUGCUAGCUGUAGCGUCUGAGCUGAAUCUGCUCUUUUGGAAGUUUUUUUUGUGGAGUUUGGUUCUGCAAAAACUUUUUUCUCACAUUUGUACUGAAACUGAGUCUAAAUAAUUUGAUGCAGUUUGAUCUGAGAAGAGUGAGAGAGUUUCAGAUUUUUUCCAAAUUCUUUUACAAUGUGAGAAUUUUCUCGCAUUCGAAGUUAAAAAGAAUCCACGAUGUUCAACACGUCCUCCAAUCCUGACCAACAGCAGAAAUCUGAUGAUCUGAAGAAAAUGUUGGAAAUCUGUGAUUGUUGUGAGUUACAGACGCAGCUGAAACAUUCAGAUUUAAAUGUUUUUGGAUGUAGAGAUUUUUUUUUCAGAACCUCACUCUAAACUCUCAAACUGCUUCUGGGACUUUCGCUGCCGACUGAAGUGAAAAGUUUGAAUAGAUUCUUGAAUUUCCUGAUGAUUUUUGAGGACUAUUUGUUUCCUGAGAAAUUGUCUGUUGGCUGAAACCUUCCUGCUCUGUGUCGCCUUGGAAACAAAUAACACUGUAAAACGUAAGUUAUUGCUGUAAAACCUUUUAACUCUGAAGCACAUAAUAUAAAACAAAAGGAUUUUUGCCAAAAGUUUCCACAGUUUUAUUCAUGGCUGCAAGUUGAUUUUCACUGUUUUUAUGUUGCUGGAGGAAAAAAAUGCAAAAACUUUUUGGUGAAAUGUUAAACUGAACAAUUGUAAUGAACAAUAAAAUUCAACAUUUUAGGUGUAAA
Molecule: messenger RNA, 8201 nt
Organism: Toxotes jaculatrix (banded archerfish)
Lineage: Eukaryota; Metazoa; Chordata; Actinopteri; Toxotidae
Gene: apc
Product: APC regulator of WNT signaling pathway
Exons: 17
Coding region: 320-7129 (2269 amino acids)
Biological process (GO): pattern specification process; nervous system development; negative regulation of canonical Wnt signaling pathway
Cellular component (GO): cytoplasmic microtubule; catenin complex; beta-catenin destruction complex
Molecular function (GO): microtubule binding; gamma-catenin binding; beta-catenin binding
Source: RefSeq, a predicted model, not a curated record